Rhopilema esculentum is the source of this 4777-nucleotide messenger RNA. RefSeq lists its product as uncharacterized. Gene Ontology annotation, cellular component: ribonucleoprotein complex; mitochondrion. The record is from RefSeq and is a predicted model, not a curated record. Gene Ontology annotation, molecular function: ribonucleoprotein complex binding; selenocysteine insertion sequence binding; mRNA 3'-UTR binding. NCBI's taxonomy places the organism in Eukaryota, Metazoa, Cnidaria, Scyphozoa, Rhizostomeae, Rhizostomatidae.
UGCCCAUCGGUAGUGUUUUGGUUGCGAUGAAAGAAACUUGAGACAUUACUUUUUUCGUGAGAGCUGUUCUCCCAAAUAUGUUUAUUUCUUUUGAUCGAAGUAAAAAGAAGCUUGGCAUUUGAAAAAAUAUGGCCUUUAAGUUAUCAAUAGAAGCGGCUGAAUUUGUACCUGGACCAAAGAGGAACGCGCCGCCACAAACCGACGCUAAUCAUGGUGGUAGAUCCGCUUUUAGCGUUAGGCCUAAACGCGAAACACCUUAUCCAAGUAUAGGGAUGUCUCAUUUUGAACACCCACAGACAAAUAUGAACCCGAUGGGUCAUUCAUGGAACAUGUCGGCACCAGAAUUUGUACCAGCUUACAUAUGCCCAACUCUGAUUAGAGGCUGCCUGCCACAGAACCAGACUUUUGGGAACCAAAGCAAACACCACAUGUUGCAGGACAAACAACGACCUAGAGACUACAUGUUUGAAAGUAAACGAAAUGAAAAAUUUGCCAACGGUACUGCUUCUAAAGGACCAAGAAAGAAUGCUAAGAAACAACAAAAAGAUGAGCCUGCUCAACCCUUAGAGUCAAGAAACUGGAGGGUAGUCUCAAGCAAUAAUCCAAAUAACACAAGAUCAAAAGCUCAUGGAACAAAUUAUGGUACAGUUGAUAAGAAAAAUGUCUCUUUUUCUAAUGCUGCACUGAAAUCUGAAAAUACAAAGGCUGUACAAGCGACCUCGUCCAGUCUUGAUUAUUCUGAAAAUUUCAGUAACAUGCAUGCAAAGAGACGUGAAAUUGGAGAAGGUACUAGUAUGAGAGCAGAACAUAGCCAAUCGUCGCCGCAAAUAUCAAGCAUUAAGUCAGUAAACAAGGCAGAAGAAAGUGAAAGAGUUGGUAUGAGCUGGAGCAAAAUUGUACAAAGUAAACCAACCAGCAAACAAAUUGAUACGAAACCUUCUAUGGAUAAUAAAGACAGGAUUGCAGUUGCUACAAAAACUGAUGCCAGGAGACAAGACGGACUUAUUCAAGGAAAGAAUGGAGUUAGAUUUAAGGAUCGAGGUGACCAUUGGUCUAACAAGGUCGCUAGUAAUGUUCAUUCCGAUAUUAGAGGAAAUUAUGCGAAAGAAAAUCAUCAUUACCGCCCUUCUGAGUGGCGAGGUCAGAGGCGAGAUAUAAAGAAUGAGGGAGCGAGAAAUCAAAUCAGAAAUUCAUGGGGUGAUGAUUUAGAAUGGAGAAGGGAUUCUGCUGAAUCAAAAAGGGAGGUUACAAAAAACAGACCAACGUCGUAUUACGAUAGGGGUAAAGCUACAGAUAGAAAUUGGAAAGAGAAAAAGCUACUCUGGAAAAAAACGGGGAUGGUGACAGAGAAUUAUCAAUACAAAUUUGUAACAAGAAAGUUCAGUGAAGAAGUAAAGGAAAAACUACUCGGGAACACUCAAGAGUUUUUUGAACAUGAAUACAAUGACAGUCCUAAAAGUCAUGCUAACAGAACCAGAGGUUGGUAUAGCAUGGAUUGGGGCUUGGAGUCACAAUGCAAGCGAGCAGUAGAUAACAAAUUCCACCAUGAUGAAAUUUUAGAUGAUGAUAAAGUUGCCAGCACGUGGGAAGCUUGUGACGUGUCAAAAUCUGCUCAAAGUUUAACAAACAGGCCCAUUAUUACCCCAGAUAAAACAUGCAUUCGUUGUGGGCAGACUAAACCGGUACCCUACAAUAUGGCUGCAAGACAGACCACGAAGAACAUUGAAGAUGAGAAAUAUUGUAGUAUUUGUCUCAAGAAAAAUUCAAACUAUUUGUCAGGAAAUUUUAAAAUUACUGGUGCUGAAGGAAGAUCUUUUUCUAAUAUUGCUAAUGAUGAUAGGAGGCGUGUUCAAAUUAUGAAUGAUAAAAGUCAGCCAGCAGCUAUUUCUGUAAGAAGUAAUUUACGUACUGGGGAGAAUGGAGAAAACCAGGAGACGAAGGUGAGGCUUGAUGAAAAAGAGAUUCUGACUGAUGAACUUAAAGAUCUCGAUGCUUGUAAGGAGAUGCAUAAAAGUGAUACUUUUGCUAAUAGUCGUCACGAAUAUCUUCAGGAUCUUGAAGAAGAUGACUCUGAUGAUGGCUGGGUUACGGUCGAAGUGAAACCUAAAAGAAAAGCUACAAGAGAACAAAUUGUACAUGAUAACAAACACAAGUCAAGCCCCGUUAAACAAAGGCCGUCUGAUAAGGUUGACAGUAGUUCCAUGAUAAAAACAACAACAGGGUCUGAAUCUGUGGGCAAAGGUGCUAAGAAAAAAACUGGUGUUAAAAGUUCUGCUGAAGACAACAAACAGACCCAAGAAAAGGCAAAAAGUAAUGCGAAAACCAAGAACAGGAAAAAAAGCUCAAAACGGAAAGUAAAUACGCUAUAUGAAAAUGAUCAAAAGAAAAUCAAAGAAUUUAAAAUGAGACAAAUGAUAGAAGAAAAUUUAAAGCUUGAUCUAUUAGAAAUGACGAGAACAAGGCGACCUAACGAUGCUCCAGCAACAACCGAAGUAGAGGUUGGGAAGAAAGAGGAAUGGCCUGCAAUCGGAAAUCCAAAUAUCUCAUCUGUAAAUAUUCUUUCAUUUUCUGAAGCAUUGAAGAAAAAAGCCCAACCUAAGCCGGCUCCUCAAGUCGUGCAACCAAGGAAAGCAGGGAUGCUCGUUGUCGACCCUUCGAAACUAACUCCGGAACAGAAAAUGGAGUUGAAAAGGAAGAAGAUGAAAGAAAAACGAAAAGUGAAGAAGAAGGAACGCAAAGAAAGGAAACGAACAGAGAAGGAAGAAAAUACCGAAAUUGAUACGGAAAAGACUGUUUUUGAAAAUAAAUCAUCAUUUAAACUGGACCUUGGCGAUAUGUUUGAUAUGCUGCUGAAAUCAUCGGCUGAGAAAAGCCAAUCAUCAAAUGCACAAACAAAAUCAUCGAGGCACGUGGUUUUUUCUGCUGGAGUCGUGUCCGUAGCAAGUGGCCUAGCCAAGAAAAAUAAACCUGACGGAAGCAAACAUGAGUCAACGAGAGGAAGGUUGUCUGGCAAUGCUUUAGACUUCAACCAGCAUAUGAAGAUGAGUGGGAAAGAAAGAGAAACGCCGAAACGAAAAAGGCCAACAUUAUUAAAGAGGGUCAUUCUUGCUGCGAGAGAAGCAAAGAGGAAAGCAAGGGAGGCUAAAAUGAACGAAGAUGUUGCAGCAAGUGGCAAUAAAGAUCCCGUUCCAUCAACAUCAUCUCAAACUGAAGAAGCAACUCAAGGCGAUUCAGAAUUGCCAUCUAAAGAAGUAUUAAAAACAGAAGGUGGUGCUGAAGAGAGUUAUAGCAUAAAACAAGAGGAAGAGCUGGAAGCGGAAGCAGUUCAAGAAACAAAAGACAUGGCAAUCGCUGCUCCACUAACAGAUCUUCCAGAGGAAAUUAUCGCCAGACUCCAUACUAGGAAAUUUAGAGAGUACUGUGACCAGCUGUUGAGCAAAGACAUUGAUCAGAUUGUUUACAAAAUGCUCAAAGAUUUGCGACGAUUUCAGACAAGAGCUUACAUAGAAAAUCCUAUCAAGGCAAAAACCAAAAAGCGUCUGGUACUUGGCAUCCGAGAAGUGGCACGGCACUUAAAAAUGAGCCGUCUAAAAUGCGUUAUAAUUGCUCCAAAUCUUGAGAAAAUUACAAACGAAGGAGGCAUUGAUAGCUAUCUUGGUAAAAUCAUAUUCGACUGUAAGCAGUUUUCCAUACCUGUGGUUUAUUCAAUGACCAGACAAAUACUUGGGAUGAUUUUAAAGAGAAACGUACCAGUCAGUGCGAUUGGCAUCUUGAACUACGCCGGUGUAGAGGACGACUUUAAACAGCUAUGUGCAUUAGUGAAAGAACAAAGAGAAAAAUACGAAAGAAGAGUAGAAGAAUUGAAAAUAGAAAUGAGUCAGCCUCGAUCCGAAACUCCUGGAAAAACUUCAAAACGAAGCCCAAAACAACGAACCUACCCCAGCGUUCCAGGGCAACAGGUGUAUGCAUGGAACCCCGAGGUGAUACCAUUCGUGCCGCAAGGUGUUAUGUAUAAUUAUUAUACAUCUAACAUGAUCGAAACGAAGUUCACAUUUAAUAAUACGUGAAUAUCACGUGUACAUGCGUUGAAGUAUUGUAAAUUUGUUUUAGUGGAGUCUAUUGAUAGCGUUUCAAAAAGUUGUUGACCUUCUACCAAACCUGAAGUUUAUCACCUUAACCUACCUCAUUUCAACACAACGCGAAAUUACUGAAAUAAACAGCUGGACAGUUUUCUGUACCAGAUAUAACAUAUAGAUAGGGAUCUUUCCAGGGGUGUGGUAGAGGGUGUGGUAACUCCCUUCACGGAUGUUAAGUUAGGUAAAUUUCUUACUUGUGAACUAAUCUUUAAACAUGGCAGUGGAUUUUCCUUGAUUGAGCAAUUUCAACUCGGCUUUUUAAGAGAGGAAUAAUGAGGUUACUCCAAAGUUUUUAGCUCUUUAAUCCCAGCAAUUAGCCUAAUAUAGACCAAACCUAGCAAAAUUGCAAACUAAUGAACACUUGCAAAAUUGAAAUCUUGAAUUCAGUCCAGAAGAUUUUUCGUCAGGUUGCUGAAUUUUCGUCAAAGCUAAUACUCGUACAUUAAGAAUAAGGUAACAUAAUGCCAAGAAGGUAUUUUAGGUAUUUUAGGAAAAUUCAACCUGAUUAUCUUAUGGAGAUUUGAUUGAAGUAUUUCAUCAUAUUUUUUGUGACUUUCGAAAGCUGUGGCUUUCUAAAAAGGUAUAUAUUUUAAUUUCAUAUUCUCUGGUAGUAUAGACCUAAAAAAGGUAUCUUGACAGUU